CCCUCCCGUCUCUCUCUCCCUCCGUUUUCUGGAUGUGAAGCAGCAUGCGGCCCGGUGAGAGCUUAGAGGGCUCGUGCUCGGCUCGCGGAAGAUGUAUUGAUGUUAAUAAUAUUACUAAUAGCGGCACGGAACGCUGUCUCGCGCACCCCUCGUCGGCAAAGAGGAGGAUGAAAAGGGGGACGACGAAGUGGAGGAUGAGAGGGAUGAAUGAGAGGAUGACGGACGGUGGAAUGACGGUGAUGCGCUGUUUUCUGUGGAGUCUCGUUCUCUGCUCGCUCUCUUCGCGCGCGCAAGGUUUCAUCUAUACAUGUGGCGGUACACUGAAAGGCCGAAAUGGCAGUAUAGAAUCGCCAGGCUUUCCCUAUGGCUACCCUAAUGGGGCGAACUGCACCUGGGUCAUUGUCGGGGAGGAAGGAAGUCGAAUCCAGCUGAUGUUCUUGUCCUUUGCCAUAGAAGAAGAAUAUGACUUCUUGUCCUUGUAUGAUGGACACCCACACCCUGCUAACUUCAGAACCAGGCUAACAGGCUUCCAGGUUCCUCCCCCUGUCACCAGUACAGGAAAUGUCUUCUCUUUGAGGUUGACCAGUGACUUUGCGGUCUCUGCACAUGGCUUCAAACUCAACUAUGAAGAACUCCACAGUACGUCUUGUGGAAACCCUGGUGUCCCACCCAAAGCAGUGCUAAGUGGUGGCGGACGUUUUGCUGUGGGAGACCGUGUGCGGUACAGCUGUGUUCCUGGUUACGUCUUAGACGGCCAUGCCACACUCACCUGCAUUACCAAUACAGGAAACACCGCCGUCUGGGACUUUCCUGCUCCAAUUUGUCGAGCUGAGGACACAUGUGGGGGCACUGUGAGGGGCGGCAGUGGGGUGGUGACCAGUCCCGGUUACCCCGGCAACUAUGGUAACCAGGCCGACUGUACUUGGAUCCUAUUGGCCGAACCUGGAGACACCAUCUCUGUCAUCUUUACAGACUUCCAGACAGAGGAGAAGUAUGACUACCUGGAAGUUGAGGGAUCUGAACCACCCACCAUUUGGUUGUCGGGCAGUAAUGUCCCCUCUCCCAUCGUUAGCAACAAGAACUGGCUCCGACUGCAUUUUAUGACUGAUAGCAACCACCGUUACCGUGGUUUCAGCGCACAUUAUCAAGUGAAGCGAUCAGUAGAUUUUAAAUCGCGGGGCGUUAAAUUAUUCCCUGGCAAAGACUCCAGCAACAAGUUUUCAAUAUUAAAUGAAGGUGGUGUGAGACAGGCAUCUAACUCCUGCCCUGACCCGGGAGAGCCAGAGAAUGGAAAACGCCAUGGCAAUGAUUUCAGCAUUGACGGUGUGGUGCAGUUCAGUUGCGGAGAAGACUAUGUUCUUCAGGGCAGUAAAACCAUCACCUGCCAGAGAGUGGCUGAAGUCUUUGCAGCCUGGAGUGACCACAGACCGGUCUGUAAAGUGAAGACAUGUGGCAGUAAUCUUCAAGGGCCAUCAGGAACCUUUACAUCUCCUAACUUCCCCAUUCAAUAUGAGAGCAAUGCACAGUGUGUGUGGAUAAUUACUGCUUCAAAUCCCAAUAAGGUAAUCCAGAUCAACUUUGAAGAGUUUGACCUGGAGAUAGCCUAUGAUACUCUGACCAUAGGAGAUGGAGGAGAGGUGGGAGAUCCUACAGCUAUACUGCAGGUCCUUUCAGGUAGCUUUGUUCCUGACCUGAUAGUCAGUAUGACCCACCAGAUGUGGCUUCACCUACAGUCAGAUGAGAGUGUCGGAUCUAUAGGAUUCAAGAUCAACUAUAAGGAAAUAGACAAAGAGAGUUGUGGCGACCCUGGAACUCCUCUCUAUGGAAUAAGAGAAGGGGACAGCUUCUUAAAUGGAGGAAUCCUGAGGUUUGAGUGCCAGUUUGGAUUUGAGCUGAUUGGAGAGAAAACUAUCUCCUGCCAAGACAACAAUCAGUGGUCAGCAAACAUCCCCAUAUGCAUAUUCCCCUGCAUGUCCAACUUCACAGCUCCCUCAGGAACUGUACUCUCCCCAGAUUACCCAGAAGGCUAUGGAAACAACAUGAACUGUGUCUGGCUCAUCCAAUCAGAUCCAGGCUCCAGAAUCCACUUGGCAUUUAAUGACUUUGACCUCGAGGCACCCUAUGAUUCCCUAACGGUGAAAGAUGGCGAGACAAAUGAUGCUGGCGUCAUCGGGAGGUUCUCUGGAGCUGAGAGUCCUUCCCAUCUGACGUCCAAUACCAACACACUGAGACUGGAGUUUCAGGCAGAUCACUCCAUGUCAGGAAGAGGAUUUAAUAUCACAUACAGUACAUUUGGCCAUAAUGAGUGCCCAGACCCUGGCAUUCCAAUUAACGCUCGCCGCUUUGGAGACAGCUUCCAGCUUGGCAGCUCCAUCUCUGUGGUCUGCGAGGACGGUUUUAUCAAAACCCAAGGAACCGAGACCAUCUCCUGUCAGUUAGAAAAAGGAAAAGUCAUGUGGAGUGGGCCCAUUCCUAAAUGUGAAGCCCCGUGUGGAGGCCACUAUUCAGCCCCGAAUGGAGUGAUUUUGUCUCCUGGGUGGCCUGGUUACUAUAAAGAUUCCCUCAGCUGUGAGUGGGUGAUUGAAUCAGAACCUGGUCGCUCCAUCAAAAUCACAUUUGACAGGUUCCAGACAGAGCUGGGUUAUGACUUUCUGGAGAUCCAUGAUGGGCCAAACCUCCUGUCUCCUCUGGUUGGCUCCUUUAAUGGUACCCAGGUGCCCCAGUUCCUGUUCAGCACCAGCAACUUUCUUUAUCUACUGUUUACCACCGAUAACAGCCGGUCAAAUGCCGGCUUCAAAAUAUUAUAUGAAAGCGUUACGGUGGACAGCUACUCAUGCCUGGACCCUGGUAUCCCUGUCAAUGGUAUUCGGUAUGGUCAGGAUUUCUCCAUCGGGUCCACAGUAUCAUUCGGUUGUGGUUCUGGCUACAGACUCAGCCAUGAGGAGCCGCUAGUAUGUGAGAAGAACCACUGGUGGAGCCACCCUUUACCUACAUGUGACGCUCUAUGUGGCGGGGAUGUUAGAGGUCCCUGGGGAACCAUCCUUAGUCCCGGCUAUCCAGACAGCUACCCUUCAUCUCUCAACUGUACCUGGACUGUUGAAGUCAGCCAUGGGAAAGGAGUCCAGUUUCAGUUCAGCUCUUUUCACCUGGAGGACCAACACGACUACCUCUUGGUUACUGAAAACGGAAGUUUCCUGCAACCACUGGCUCGCCUGACCGGCAACGAGUUGCCUAGCAACAUCAAUGCUGGUCUCUAUGGCAACUUCAAAGCCCAGCUACGAUUCAUCUCUGACUUUUCGAUUUCAUAUGAGGGAUUCAACAUAACGUUCUCUGAAUAUACUUUGGAGCCAUGUGAGGACCCUGGGAUGCCUCGGUUUGGCAGAAGAAACGGCUACAGUUUUGGCAUUGGAGACACUUUGUCUUUUUCCUGCAAUAUGGGUUACCGCCUAGAGGGGGUGCCAGAGGUAAUCUGUCUGGGAGGAGGGCGGAGAAUGUGGAGCUCACCUCUACCAAGAUGUGUCGCGGAGUGUGGUUCUUCAGUUAUGAACAAUGAAGGGAUCCUUCUCUCUCCAAACUAUCCAAUGAACUAUGACAACAACCACGAGUGCAUCUACAGCAUCCAGGUGCAAGCUGGAAAAGGCAUCAACAUCUCUGCUCGAACCUUUCAUCUUGCCCAAGGGGAUAUACUCAAGAUUUAUGAUGGCAAAGACAGCACAGCCCAAGUUCUGGGAGCAUUCACGGGAUCGUCUAUGUUGGGCCUGACGCUGAUCUCCACUUCCAACCAUCUCUGGCUGGAAUUUUACAGUGAUGCAGAAAGUACAGGGGAAGGAUUCAAACUGGUCUACUCCAGUUUUGAGUUGUCUCAUUGUGAGGACCCAGGCGUGCCUCAGUUCGGCUUCAAGGUCAAUGACCAAGGUCAUUUCUCCGGGAGCAGCAUCACAUACAGAUGUGAGCCCGGAUACACUCUGCAUGGUGCUUCCACACUGAAGUGCAUGACUGGCGAAAGGAGAGCCUGGGAUAACCCUCUGCCUUCUUGUAUCGCGGAGUGUGGUGGCCGUUUUAAAGAUGAGUCUUCAGGGAGGAUUCUUUCCCCUGGGUACCCUUUUCCUUAUGACAAUAAUCUGCGCUGCACCUGGACCAUCGAGGUGGACUCAGGAAACAUUGUGAGCCUGCAGUUCUUGGCCUUUGACACGGAAGCCAGCCACGACAUGCUGAAGGUUUGGGACGGACCACCUGAGAAUGAAAUGUCUUUGUCAGAGCUCAGUGGGUCACUGCUACCUGAUGGAAUCCACUCCACACUGAACACUGUCACUGUUCAGUUUGAGACUGAUUUUUACAUCAGCAAGUCAGGAUUUGCUAUUCAGUUCUCUAGCUCAGUAGCUACAGCCUGCAGGGACCCAGGUGUACCAAUGAAUGGCAGUCGUAGUGGAGAUGGCCGUGAGCCGGGGGAUUCAGUGUCCUUUCAGUGUGACCCAGGAUACGAACUCCAGGGGGAUGACAAAAUCACCUGUAUACAAGUGGAUAACAGAUACUACUGGCAGCCCAGCCCGCCUGUCUGCAUAGCUCCAUGUGGAGGAAACCUAACUGGCUCCAAUGGAUUUAUACUGUCUCCUAACUACCCACAUCCCUACCCUCACUCCAAGGACUGUGAUUGGCUCAUUGCUGUCAACUCCGACUACGUCCUGUCGCUGGCUUUUAUCGGUUUCAACAUUGAGCCAAACUAUGACUUCCUGUAUAUCUAUGAUGGUCCGGAUAGCAACAGUCCUCUGAUAGGUAGCUUCCAGGACAGCAAACUCCCAGAGCGGAUAGAGAGCAGCUCGAAUACGAUGCAUUUAGCAUUCCGCAGUGAUGGGUCUGUUUCUUACACUGGCUUUCACCUGGAAUACAAAGCUAAACUGAGGGAAUCAUGUUUCGACCCAGGUGUGGUUCUGAAUGGGACCAGGCUGGGAUCCGAUUAUAAGCUUGGCUCUACUGUCACCUUCUAUUGUGAGGCUGGAUAUGUUUUGCAGGGCUAUUCUACCCUAACCUGUAGUAUGGGAGAUGAUGGCAGACCUGGAUGGAACAGGGCAUUGCCUAGUUGUCAAGCUCCCUGUGGAAGUCGUUCAACAGGAACAGAAGGGACUGUUUUAUCUCCAAACUUCCCCAGAAACUAUACCUCUGGACAGACCUGCGUCUACUCUAUAUCUGUACCGAGAGAGUUUGUCCUCUUUGGACAGUUUGUGUUGUUCCAGACAUCUCUAAAUGAUGUGGUGGAAAUCUACAAUGGACCCACUCAACAAAACACGCUACUGUCUUCUCUCUCUGGGUCCCACUCUGGUGAGUCUCUCCCUCUCAGUUCUGGAAAUCAGAUCACAGUGAAGUUUACCACGGUCGGACCAGAAACUGCAAAGGGUUUUCACUUCGUCUACCAAGCUGUCCCGAGGACCAGCUCCACCCAGUGUAGUUCAGUCCCUGAGCCGCGCUUUGGGAAGCGUCUCGGUAAUGACUUUGCAGUUGGCUCAUUGGUGCAGUUCGAGUGCAACCCUGGUUAUGUCCUGCAUGGCUCAACUGGCAUACGGUGUGAGAGUGUACCUGACAACUUGGCACAAUGGAAUGACACCCUGCCAACAUGCAUAGUUCCCUGUGGGGGUAUGUUGACCUCUCGUCGUGGGACCAUCCUAUCGCCUGGAUAUCCAGAGCCCUAUGACAACAACCAGAACUGUGUGUGGAAGGUCUCCGUUCCAGAAGGGGCUGGAAUACAGAUACAAGUUGUGAGUUUUGCCACUGAGCAUAACUGGGACUCUUUGGAUUUUUACGAUGGUGCCGACAACCAUGGACCAAGACUGGGCAGCUACUCUGGCACCACCAUUCCCCUUCUCCUGAAUAGUACAUCUAACAACCUCUAUCUCAGCUUCAACUCUGAUAUAAGUGUCUCAGCUGCUGGUUUUCACUUGGAAUAUACAGCUAUUGGUCUGGAGUCAUGUCCAGAGCCUCAGACUCCAAACUAUGGAAUAAGACAAGGAGACAGAUUUAUGGUGGGAGACGUCGUACAGUUUUCAUGCGAACAAGGAUACUCUCUUCAGGGCAACGCCCAUAUCACCUGCAUGCCUGGACCUGUUCGAAGAUGGAACUACCCUGUACCACUAUGUCUUGCCCAGUGUGGUGGGUCUAUGACAGAUGUAAGUGGAGUGAUUCUAAGUCCUGGUUUCCCCGGCAACUACCCCAGUGGAUUAGACUGCACAUGGACAGUCAACUUACCUAUCGGCUUUGGUAUCCAUCUCCAGUUUCUGAACUUCUCUACUGAAGCAAUCCAUGAUUAUUUGGAGAUCCGCAGUGGAAUACUGGAGCUGGGCUCGGUCAUUGACCGGUUCAGCGGUCCAGUCAUCCCCAAGCCUCUGUUCAGCACCACUCACCAGACCAGCUUCUUCUUCCACAGUGACUAUUCACAAAACAAACCAGGGUUCCACAUCACAUAUCAAGCCUACCAGCUUCAGAGUUGCCCAGACCCUCGGCCAUUUCGAAACGGCAUCGUGAUUGGCACAGAUUUCAGUGUUGGGAUGACGGUGUCGUUUGAAUGUCUGCCCGGAUAUUCUCUGAUCGGAGAGGCUUCACUCACAUGUUUACAUGGUAUCAGCAGGAACUGGAAUCACCAACUACCGCGUUGUGAAGCUCUCUGUGGUGGCAACAUCACAUCAUUAAAUGGGACUAUUUACUCUCCUGGUCACCCUGAGGAAUACCCCAACUUCCAGGACUGUGUGUGGAGUGUUAGAGUUCCUCCUGGACACGGGAUUUACAUCAAUUUUACUGUACUGAGCACUGAGCCCAUAUAUGACUACAUUACCGUCUGGGAUGGCCCAGACCAAUCAUCUCCUCAGAUUGGCCAGUUUAGUGGGAACACAGCUUUGGAGUCUGUCUACUCGACUUCAAACAUCAUCCUCAUCAAAUUCCACUCUGACUUCUCUGGAGCCGGCUUCUUUGUCUUAAGCUACCAUGCCUACCAAUUAAGGGUUUGCCAGCCUCCUCCAGAAGUGCCCAAUGCUGACAUGCUGAUGGAAGACGGAGAGUUGGAGAUAGGUGACAUCAUCAGGUACAGAUGCCAUCCUGGAUUCUCAUUGGUUGGCAGUGAGAUUCUCACAUGUCGCCUAGGAGAAAGACUACAGAUGGAUGCACCACCUCCAACAUGCCAAGUCCAGUGCCCUGCACAUGAUGUACGAUAUGACUCGUCAGGUGUCAUCUUGAGCCCCGGUUGGCCAGAAAGCUACCCUAACCUCCAAAUGUGUUCAUGGAGCGUCACAGUAGAGAAAGGAUACAAUGUCACCGUUACCUUUGAAAGUUUCCACACUGAGAGAGAGUUUGACGUGUUGACAAUUUUUGAUGGUCCAACAUCCAACAGUCCCACUCUGGCAACGCUGAGCGGUGACCUGCCAACACCCUUUAACCUCACAUCCUCUGGUCACCAGUUCCUGGUCAGCUGGUCUUCAGACCAUGGCACAAACAAGAAAGGCUUCAAAAUUCGCUAUGUUGCUCUGUACUGCUCAACCCCCGACUCUCCGCUCCAUGGCUCUAUCUCCUCUCAAAGCGGCGGCCAUAUUAACAGUGUGGUGCGCUGGGCUUGCGACCGUGGUUACCAUCUCAUAGGCAACGCCACAGCCACCUGCCGCCGCUCGUCACUGGGCUACCACGCAUGGGACUCUCCUGUACCUGCGUGUCAAGCUGUCUCAUGCGGGGCACCCAAGGCUCCUAUAAACGGCGGCGUUUUAACAGCCGACUACUCCGUCGGAACAAGAGUUUCCUAUUUUUGUAACGACGGGUACAAACUCUCCAGUAAAGAACUGACGUCAGCCAUCUGUCAGCCUGAUGGGACAUGGAGCAACCACAAUAAGAUACCACGGUGUUCUGUGGUGGUAUGUCCCAGCAUCGGGUCAUUUUCUUUAGAGCACGGCCGCUGGAGGAUUGUCAAUGGCUCACACUACGAAUACAGAACUCGCAUUGUGUUCACCUGCGAUCCGGGAUACUACAGAUUAGGCCCCGCCCACAUUCAGUGCUUACCCACUGGCGUGUGGAGCUGGAGAAAUGAGAGACCACACUGCCAGGUUAUAUCCUGUGGUGAGCUGCCAUCUCCACCCAGUGGAAAGAAGAUUGGUACUCAGACAACAUUUGGUGCUACGGCCAUCUUUACCUGCGAUGCUGGCUUCAUGCUAGUGGGGUCAGCUGUCAGAGAGUGCCUGUCAUCUGGGCUUUGGAGUGGAACGGAAACACGGUGUUUAGCUGGUCACUGUGGAAUCCCUGAAGGCAUUGUGAACGGCCAGGUCAUCGGUGAGAACUUUGGUUACCGUGACACGGUGGUGUAUCAGUGUCUGCCUGGCUUUCGACUAAUAGGCUCAUCGGUUAGAAUCUGUCUCCAAGACAACCAGUGGUCUGGACAGCUGCCCGUCUGUAUAUCAAUCAGCUGUGGCCAUCCCGGAAGUCCCAUAUAUGGUCGUACUGUGGGAAACGGCUUCAACCUCAAUGAUGUGGUCAGCUUUGUCUGUCAUCGGGGUUACGAAAUGGAGGGGCCCGCACAUGCUCAGUGUCAGGCCAACCGCCAGUGGAGCCACCCGCCCCCAACAUGUAAAGUGGUCAAUUGCUCUGACCCAGGUAUCCCAGCUAACUCCAUCCGGCAGAGUAAAAUAGAGCAUGGGAACUUUACCUUUGGCACUGUGGUUUUCUACGACUGUAACCCGGGCUAUUACCUGUUUGGAUCACCUGUACUGACCUGUCAACCUACUGGACAGUGGGACAAACCCCUGCCUGAAUGUAUAGUUGUAGAUUGUGGUCAUCCUGGCUCUCCCCCUAACGGUGUGCUGAGUGGAGAUAAGUUUACAUUUGGUUCAACGGCUCGAUACUCCUGUCUGGGCGGAAGACAGCUGAAAGGAGAAUCAUCCAGGACUUGUCAGCUCAACGGGAUGUGGAGUGCCCCGAUGCCCUUCUGCUCUGGCGACACUGCUGGUUCCUGUGGCGAUCCUGGCAUUCCCUCCCACGGUUUGAGGGAGCAAACGGAUUUCAGGAUCCGUUCCAAGGUUCACUUCAGCUGCUCGGAGGGCUAUGAUCUGAUUGGUUCUUCAGAGAGGAUGUGCUUCCCUAAUGGGACGUGGUCCGGCACACAGCCCUUCUGUAAACCUGUCCAGUGUGGUAACCCUGGCACUCCCAGUAAUGGCAGAGUAUUUCGUUUGGAUGGAACAACAUUUUCUCACUCUGUCAUCUACUCCUGCAUGGAUGGCUACCUGCUCACCGGCACCACCACCAGGCUGUGUCAGGCAAAUGGGACCUGGUCAGGAGUACAGCCCAACUGUACCAUGAUAAACUGCGGGGAUCUAGGUGUGCCAGCUAACGGCCUUCGCUAUGGAGAAGACUUUACAAUUGGUCAGAAUGUUUCCUUCCAGUGCCAACCAGGAUACAGAAUGGAGGAGGAUGGAUCACCUGUGAGGACGUGCACCCAAAACGGGACGUGGAGUGGGAUUAUGCCUAUGUGUACAGCGGUGACCUGCCCAGCUCCCCCUGUCAUCAGUAAUGGGGUACUGCAGGGCAGUGACUUUGAAUGGGGCAGCAGUGUGAGCUACAGUUGCUCACCUGGAUAUGAGCUCUCAUUCCCGGCUGUCCUGACCUGCGUGGCCAAUGGCACCUGGAGCGGCAUGCUACCACAGUGCUUACCCAAGUUUUGUGGUGACCCAGGUACUCCAGUCAGGGGUUUCAGAGAGGGACGCAGUUUCAUCUACCAAUCAGAAGUUACCUUCAGUUGUGCUCCACCUCUCAUUCUGGUCGGCACGGCAACUAGACUUUGUGAAAGUGACGGUACCUGGAGUGGUACGCAGCCUCGCUGUAUCGAACCGACCAAAACCAGCUGUGAGAACCCGGGAACGCCACGCUACGGCUCCUUAAACCGCACCUACGGUUUCAAGGUGGGGAACGUGGUGUCAUUUCAGUGCCAGCCAGGUCAUUUGAUUCAGGGCUCUUCCUCUAGAACUUGCCAGCCUGAUCUAACGUGGAGCGGAUCACAACCUGAGUGCAUACCCCAUGCCUGUAAGCAGCCAGAGAGCCCGCUCCAUGUGGACGUGGUGGGGAUGGAUCUGCCUGGUUUUGGCUACACCUUGGUGUACAGCUGUCAGCGUGGCUACUUCCUGGCGGGAGGUUCUGAACACAGAGUCUGCAAGAGUGACGGCACAUGGACAGGAAAGAUGCCUAUAUGUCGAGCUGGAGAGAAGAAGAAACCUGUGAAACCAGCAACAGGAACUCCCAGCCCCAAACUAAACGUUCCAGAUGAUGUCUUUGCUCCGAACUACAUAUGGAAAGGUUCCUAUAAUUACCGUGGGAGGAAGCAGCCUAUGACACUGAGCAUCACCAGCUUCAACUCCACAACAGGAAGAGUCAACGUCUCCCUCAGUAAUGGCAACAUGGACCUGCUCCUAUCAGGAGUGUAUAAGGCUUCUGAGGCCAGGCUGUUACUGCUGAUGUACCAGGUGAACUACGCAAACCAGGGAACCCAGCUCAAAGAUUCAGCCCUAUCUCCAGCCAAAAUCAUAGAUGACUCCUGGACCAUGGAUGGAUUUGUAUCAGCAGAGCCUGAUGGUUCUAGUUACGUAUUUCAGGGUUUCAUUCAGGGAAAAGACUAUGGACAGUUUGGACUGCAAAGACUGGGUCUGAAUAUGUCAGAGAGUCAGAACUCGUCACCCCCUCAGCUUGGUACCAACAGCAGUUCUGUGGCUAUCGCUAUUCUGGUGCCUUUCUUCGCUCUAAUAUUCACUGGCUUCGGCUUCUAUCUCUACAAACAACGAACCACACCAAAAACACAGUACACAGGCUGCUCAGUCCAUGAAAACAACAACGGCCAGGCUGCCUUUGAGAACCCCAUGUACAACACCAACGCCAAGGCUGUGGAGGGGAAGGCUGUUAGAUUCGAUCCGAAUCUAAAUACUGUGUGUACCAUGGUCUGAGGAUUGGUUAUCCUCAUUUGAACUGAAUGACUUUAGACAUCUAAUGGGACCACAAUUGGUGCGAGGCUGCGGAGGGGGAAGCCGUAUGCUUCGACUCAAACCUCAACGUUGUCAGCAACACGGCCUAUAAAUUACAAAAGACCUUCAGUCCCACUUCAGAAACCUAAGCUCCCCAAGCAGAGUGAAAAACCAAAACCCAGCGUUGGCUCCUUUCAUUUACAGUAUUUUUGUAUCCACAAUUUCAACAAAUGUAAACACAAAAUGUCUGCUACCUUUGACGGAUGCAACACA
This is a messenger RNA of Sander lucioperca (pikeperch), 11240 nucleotides long. RefSeq names its product CUB and Sushi multiple domains 3b (gene csmd3b). Lineage: Eukaryota; Metazoa; Chordata; Actinopteri; Perciformes; Percidae. The transcript has 72 exons. The record is from RefSeq and is a predicted model, not a curated record. Bases 45 to 10949 code for a protein of 3634 amino acids. Gene Ontology annotation, biological process: regulation of dendrite development.